This is a messenger RNA of Cuscuta campestris, 2546 nucleotides long. NCBI's taxonomy places the organism in Eukaryota, Viridiplantae, Streptophyta, Magnoliopsida, Solanales, Convolvulaceae. The record is from the annotation of a GenBank genome assembly.
GUUUCCCCUUGGGUGUAUAUAUAAAGAGGUUAUUAGGUAGAGGUUAACAUCAUCAAUCUUAUGUCUUCCCUCUGUCUCUCUAAUCUCGUGAGUCUCAUACUCACCUUAGUCAUCAUAACAAUUCCUAAACGAGAAUUCGAUCUGCAUCAGAAUCAUGACCUCAUCCCUAACUACGUUCACAUGAGUUAUCAGCUCAUCAAACCAGUCAUGGAGUCAUCAUCAUCAUCAUCAUCAAGACCAUCUGCUGAUUCACAUCAAUGUACAACACAAUGGAAACAGAAGCAGAAAGUAUUAGGGGUUGUAACAUUGGCAUAUCAGAGUCUGGGAGUAGUGUAUGGAGAUCUCAGCACCUCUCCACUGUACGUAUACAAAACCACAUUUUCAGGAAAGCUGAAACUCAAAGAAGACGACGAGGAGAUAUAUGGAGUGCUCUCCUUCAUCUUCUGGACUUUCACAAUUAUCCCUCUCUUCAAAUACAUUUUCAUUGUUCUCUCUGCUGAUGACAAUGGGGAAGGUGGCACAUUUGCACUCUACUCCUUGCUGUGCAGGCAUGCAAGGCUGAGCUUGCUUCCAAACCAGCAGCAAGAAACAGAUGAGAAAUUGAGCUCAUAUGGCAUACGAGGAACUAAAGACGACAGUCCCCAAAGCGCCGCUUUCAAGUCCUUCGUUGAAAGCCAUCCGAGCUUUCGCAACGCUCUUCUGGUCUUUGUUCUUCUCGGAACUUGCAUGUCUAUUGGUGACGGCGUCUUCACUCCCUCCAUUUCAGUUCUCUCGGCAGUUUCGGGCAUGCAGGUUAAACUUAAAGGACUUCAUGAGAAUUACGUUGUAGUGAUUUCGUGUAUAAUUCUGGUGGGGCUGUUCUCCAUCCAGCAUCAUGGGACACACAGGGUUUCUUUCAUGUUUGCUCCUAUUGUGUUGGCAUGGCUCUUGUCCAUCAGCAGCAUAGGAAUCUACAACGUACUAAAGUGGAAUCGUGGCAUAUACCGGGCGCUGUCACCCCUCUACAUGUGGAGGUUUCUUAAAGUGACUGGUUGCGAAGGUUGGGUGUCCUUAGGUGGGGUGGUGCUCUCCAUAACAGGUGUGGAGACCAUGUUUGCUGAUCUGGGCCAUUUUUCCACAUUGUCUGUCAAGAUUGCAUUCACAUCAUUGGUGUAUCCAUGUCUGAUGCUUGCAUACUUGGGUGAAGCUGCAUUUCUCUCAAGGAACCAUGAGGACAUCCAAAGAAGUUUCUAUAAAGCCAUUCCAGAGGACAUAUUCUGGCCAGUGUUCUUAGUGGCCACUUUGGCAGCUGUGGUGGGAAGUCAGGCGGUAAUCUCCGCUACUUUCUCCGUCAUAAGUCAGUGUUCGGCACUCCAUUGCUUUCCCCGGGUGAAAAUCAUUCAUACUUCCAGUAAGAUAUUUGGCCAGAUUUACAUACCAGAAAUCAACUGGAUUCUCAUGUGCCUCUGUCUGGCUGUUACUAUCGGAAUAAGGGACACAAACAAGAUUGGGGCCGCUUAUGGCCUGACAUUCACAAUGGUUAUGUUCGUAACAACUUGCCUGAUGGCAAUGGUGAUGGCCAUCGUGUGGAAGAAAAAGAUCCAAACAGUUGCCAUUUUUGUUGUUUUUAUUGGUUCUAUUGAACUUCUAUACCUCUCUGCGGCAAUUUACAAGGUUCAACAAGGAGCUUGGAUACCCCUACUUCUAUCAAUCAUCUGCAUGGGCAUAAUGUUCACAUGGAACUACGGAACCCUAAAGAAACACCAAUAUGAUCUGGAAAAUAAGGUCUCAAUGGAGAGAAUCUUGGCUAUGGGACCAAGUCUAGGAAUAGUUCGAGUCCCUGGAAUAGGACUUAUGUACACAAAUCUCAUCAGUGGAAUACCUGCUAUAUUUGAUCACUUUGUGACCAACUUGCCUGCUUUCCACGAAGUUCUUGUUUUCGUGUGCGUGAAAUCUGUUCAGGUGCCAUUUGUUGUUGAAGAAGAGAGAUUCUUGGUGAGCAGAGUGGGACCUAAAGAGUUCAGUAUGUUCCGAUGCAUAAUCCGAUAUGGAUACAAAGACACCCAGCAAGACUACAACUUUGAAGCAAGACUAGUUUCUGCAGUCAUUCAGUUUGUUGAUUCAGAAGAUACAAAGCUUACAAAAGACCAUCCAGGAAACACAGUAGAAUCUGGAGAUGAUAUCCAGGUGAUAGCAUCGGGAAAGAGCAGACAGCUUAAAGAAGAGUGUAGGGGUAUAAUGAGAGCAAGGGAGUUGGGAAUUGCAUACAUUUUUGGGCAUUCUUACGCAAGGGCAAAAAAGUCAUCAUCCAUCAUCAAGAAAUUUGCCAUAAACAUUGUGUAUGGUUUCUUGAGCAAGAAUUGCAGAGGACCUGAUGUCGUUCUAAAUGUCCCUCACAAUUCCCUAAUUGAAGUGGGAAUGAUAUACCACGUGUAAACUCGAGUAAAUGUAAGUAGAACGAUUGUAAGGGUAGUUUGGGACUUGUGUAAUGCAAAACAACGGUAGCUAACUACAAAUGUAACUUGAUGACUCAAGCUGUUAAGUAUGAACAAAAAGGCAAGUAUUUG